GGCUGCUGGGGUUGGGGGCCUCUGGGGGCCCCGUGACAUCGUCCCCCAAGCUGUAGAACCCACUGAACGUAACUUUGAAAGUGCCACUUCUCCGUCGCCACAGCCCCAGCCACCAUGUCUCCGGCCUACCUCUCCCCGCCCUGUCUCUGGAAAUUUCCUUUGGGAGGAUUUGGGAGCCCAGCCAGCCCCUCCCUGCCCCUGCCUGCCCCCUCACCUCCUCGUGCCUCGGAGGGAGCCCCUCCGCUCACACUAGGGUUUCUCUUGUGACUGGGGUAAAUAUUACCCGGCACUGUUAAUGUUUAAUGCCCCCACCUCACCCCUGGCCACCCCAUGGCCCGGCACUCUCCCCAAAGCAGAGGCAGAAGAGGGCAGUGGAGACCAGCCCAGGCCGCUAGGGAAAUGGCAGGGCUAUUGGCGGACAACGGUGGCGACCCCAAAGGGGACGUGGACCCAUUCUACUACGGUAGGCCUGACUACGAGACCGUCCGCAAUGGAGGCCUGAUCUUUGCUGCCCUGGCCUUUGUCGUGGGGCUCAUCAUCAUCCUCAGCAAAAGACUCCGCUGUGGGGGCAGAAAGAAACACCGGCAAGUCAACGAAGAUGAGCUGUAAUGAUGGAGUCUGCCGUGCCCCCGUUGCACUGGGGUCAUUGGGAAGCCUUCUCUGAGCUGUAGACCUUUGUCCCCAGCACUGCCAGGCCCUCGGCUGAAGGAAGCGCCAGGCUCCGUGUGACCCCUGGGUGCACAUGGCCUCCUCCCACCUCUCGGCCACCUCCUGUUAAUAAUAAAGCCAGCCUCAGAGAUGGCUCCUUC
This is a messenger RNA of Neofelis nebulosa (Clouded leopard), 809 nucleotides long. RefSeq names its product FXYD domain containing ion transport regulator 2 (gene FXYD2). Gene Ontology annotation, biological process: regulation of sodium ion transmembrane transporter activity; monoatomic ion transport. The coding region runs from base 331 to 609 and encodes 92 amino acids. The record is from RefSeq and is a predicted model, not a curated record. Lineage: Eukaryota; Metazoa; Chordata; Mammalia; Carnivora; Felidae. Gene Ontology annotation, molecular function: sodium channel regulator activity. The transcript has 6 exons. Gene Ontology annotation, cellular component: membrane.